AUGGCAGCACCGCAAGGGGGUUAUCCUCCCCAGGAAGGCUACGCUCAACCGGUCGGCUACGAGUCCCCCGUUCAACAGCCCGCGGGGACGGUUCCCGGAGCCCCUGCCCAAGGUCAAGCUGGAGGAAAGAAGAAGCGAGCAUAUGCCGGAGAGGCCUUUGAUUUCGGUUCUGGUGCCAAUGCGGCUCUAGGAGGUCAACUGCCCGCCGGUGGCAGCUAUGGAGCCUACCCUCCUCAGCCCCAGGCUGCGGGAUACCAGCAGCCCGUUGCGUACGGAGCCGACCCGGCCCAGAUGCAAGCUGCUGCUGCUGCUGCGCCAGGAUAUGGCGGCGCACCCGUCGCACAGAUGACUCAACAGUUUGGCGCAAUGGGGAUGACGGAUCCGCACCUCUUGCCUCCUCAGCCUCAGCAGGCGGUGCCUCAGAUGCCGCGGGCUGUUCCCCUCAACCAACUCUACCCGACGGAUCUCCUCACACAACCGUUCAACGUUGCGGAACUUGACUACCCUCCACCUCCCAUUGUUUUGCCUCCGGGGACGAGCGUGUAUCCCUCCCCCUAUGCCAACUGCCCUUCGAAAUAUGUCCGGUCCACCCUGAACGCCGUCCCGACCACCCACUCCCUCCUGAAGAAGUCGAAGCUGCCGUUUGCCCUGGUCAUCCAGCCGUACGGGGCCCUCCACGAUGCCGAAGAUCCCAUCCCAGUCAUCCCAGACCAAGUUAUCUCGCGUUGCCGACGCUGCCGAUCCUACAUCAAUCCUUUCGUGACCUUCCUCGAUCAUGGACAUCGCUGGCGCUGCAACAUGUGCAACCUGACCAACGAUGUACCCCAGGCCUUUGAUUGGGACACCACGCUUCAGAAGCCCGCCGACCGGGCCCUGAGAUCCGACCUCAACCACUCGGUGGUGGAAUUUGUUGCUCCUCAGGAAUACAUGGUCCGACCUCCGCAACCGCUCGUCUACCUCUUCCUCAUCGACGUCAGCUAUGCUUCGGUCACCAACGGUCUCCUGGCCACAAGUGCCCGGUGUAUCAAGGAGAGCCUCGACCGAAUUCCCAACGCGGACCGCCGGACGCGACUGGGCUUCGUCGCGGUCGACUCGAGCCUCCACUACUUCAGCAUCCCGCGUGACGGAUCGGAGAACUCGGAUCCCCGAAUGCUCGUUGUCAGCGAUCUCGACGAGCCCUUCCUUCCCAUCCCCGGAGACCUCCUCGUCACCCUUAGCGAAUGCCGCGAAAACAUCGAAACCUUCCUCGACAAGCUGCAGGAGAUGUUCCAGAGCACCCAGAACAAUGCCUGUGCGAUGGGAUCCGCUCUGCGUGCCGGUUACAAGCUCAUCUCUCCCGUCGGCGGAAAGAUGACCGUGCUGAGCUCGUCUCUUCCGAAUAUCGGACACGGUGCUUUGACUAUGAGAGAAGACAAGAAGGUUUUGGGCACGAGCAAAGAGAGCAGCUUGUUGCAGACGGCCAACAGUUUCUACAAGAGCUUCGCUGUCGAGUGCUCCAAGGCGCAGGUUUCGGUGGAUAUGUUCCUGUUCUCGUCUCAGUACCAGGACGUGGCGUCUCUCAGCAACUUGCCGAGGUACACUGGAGGUCAGACGUACUUCUACCCCGGCUGGAAUGCUGCCCGGGGAGAGGAUGCAAUCAAGUUUGCUCGGGAAUUUUCCGACUAUCUAUCCUCCGAAAUCGGGUUGGAGGCCGUGCUCCGUGUUCGCGCGACGACCGGCCUGCGCAUGAACACGUUCUACGGAAACUUCUUCAACCGCAGCUCCGAUCUCUGUGCCUUCCCGGCUUUCCCUCGCGACCAGGCCUAUGUUGUUGAGGUCGCAAUCGACGAGACCGUCACGAAACCUGUCGUGUGCAUGCAGACGGCGGUUCUCCACACCACAUGCAACGGCGAGAGAAGAAUCCGGGUGCUGACCCUGGCCCUGCCGACAACCCAGAACCUGGCCGAUAUCUAUGCGUCGGCGGAUCAGCAAGCGAUUGCCACCUACUUCAGCCACAAGGCAGUUGAGCGGACGCUCGGCAGCGGCCUGGAACCUGCUCGCGAGGCGUUGCAGGCCAAGCUCGUUGAGCUCCUGUCGACAUACCGCAAGGAGCUUGCUGGCGGAAGCGUCAGCGGCGGCGGUCUCCAGUUCCCCGCCAACUUGAGAGGAUUGCCCGUUCUCUUCCUGGCUAUGAUUAAAAAUCUGGGUCUCCGAAAAUCCGCACAGAUUCCGACCGACAUGCGGUCUGCCGCUCUUUGCCUGCUCUCGACACUUCCCCUCCCCCUCCUGAUGCAGUACAUCUACCCGAAGAUGUACUCCCUUCACGACAUGCCGGACGAUGCGGGCUUGCCCGAUGAGCAGACGGGAGAGAUUGUUCUUCCUCCGCCGGUGAACCUGUCCUCCGAGCGUGUUGUUCCGUUUGGACUGUACCUCAUCGAUGACGGACAGACGCAGUUCCUCUGGGUCGGCCGCGACGCGGUGCCGCAGCUCGUCCUCGACGUAUUCGGCCUCCCCGACAAAUCGCAGCUCCGGGUGGGCAAGCAGAACCUGCCGGAUCUGGACAACGACUUCAAUCAACGAGUGCGGGCGGUGGUCGAGAAGAGUCGGGACCACCGGUCGAAGGGGGUGGGCAGCAUCGUAGUGCCGCACCUCUACGUGGUGAAGGAGGACGGGGAACCGGGUCUCCGCCUGUGGGCACAGACGAUGCUCGUGGAGGACCGGGCCGACCAGAGUGUCAGCCUGGUGCAGUGGAUGGGGUCAUUGCGCGAAAAGGUUUGA
Molecule: messenger RNA, 2757 nt
Organism: Aspergillus affinis
Lineage: Eukaryota; Fungi; Ascomycota; Eurotiomycetes; Eurotiales; Aspergillaceae
Product: COPII subunit SEC24
Exons: 3
Coding region: 1-2757 (918 amino acids)
Biological process (GO): endoplasmic reticulum to Golgi vesicle-mediated transport; COPII-coated vesicle cargo loading; intracellular protein transport
Cellular component (GO): endoplasmic reticulum exit site; COPII vesicle coat
Molecular function (GO): SNARE binding; zinc ion binding
Source: RefSeq, a predicted model, not a curated record